CACCGCACAACCCAACGAAUAAGUUUACGAAGACGAAGACGCAGAGAAGUAUUCAACAAAUAUUCCCUCCCUCCAUCUUCCCCCUUGGCUUCAGACCCGCGACCAAGCUCUUCAUUAAUGGAGAACGGAAACUCGUCUUCCUCAACCGAAGGGAAAGCAAUAAGAUGCAGAGCUGCUGUCUGCAGAGAACCAGGACAGCCCUUGGUGAUUGAAGAAAUCGAAGUUGACCCUCCUCGAGCUUAUGAAGUUAGGAUCAAGAUUAUCUGCACAUCUCUCUGUCACAGUGAUGUCACCUUCUGGAAAAUGCCUGCUGGACCCUUCUCCAUUUUUCCUAAAAUAUUCGGGCAUGAGGCGGUCGGAGUUGUGGAAAGCGUGGGCGAGUACGUAGAGGAAGUGAAAAAAGGAGACACCGUAGUGCCGGUUUUCAUUCCGGACUGCAGAGAAUGCAGAGACUGCAAGUCAACGAGGAGCAACAUUUGUUCAAAGUUUCCAGACGAUCCAACUCAGAACACGCGAAGAGACGGAAGCAGCAGGUUCAGGGACAUGAAUGGAGAAACCCUUCAGCAUUUUCUUUUCGUGUCCAGCUUCUCCGAGUACACGGUCGUCGACGUCACCCAUAUCGUCAAGAUCUGCCCGGAGAUUCCCGUCGACAAGGCCUGUAUGCUCAGCUGUGGAGCGUCAACAGGUAUUGGAGCAGCAUGGAAAGUGGCAGACGUAGAAGAGGGCUCCACUGUAGCCAUUUUUGGGCUGGGUGCCGUCGGACUUGCGGUCGCAGAAGGAGCAAGAUUACGUAAAGCUUCAAAAAUUAUAGGUGUUGAUUUGAACCCGGAGAAAUUUGAAAUAGGCAAAAGAUUUGGAGUCACCGAUUUCGUCAACCCUGCCGCAUGUGAAGGAAAGUCAGCUACUAAGGCAAUUAUAGAAAUGACAAAUGGAGGAGCUGACUAUUCCUUUGAGUGUAUUGGGCUGGCAUCGCUGAUGAAUGAUGCAUUCUUCAGCACUCGCAAGGGUUGUGGAAAGACGGUGAUAAUAGGUGUGGAAAUGCACGGUCAACCACUGUCUCUCAAUUGCUACGAGAUUCUCAGAGGCAAAACUGUUAGUGGUUCAUUUUUCGGAGGCCUCAAACCUAAAUCCGACAUUCCACUUCUCGUCAACAAGUACUUAAACAAGGAGUUGGAUUUAGACAAAUUCAUUUCUCAUGAAAUAAAAUUCGAAGAAAUCAACAAAGCAUUUGAUUUACUCUUGGGAGGGAAAAGUUUGCGUUGCAUCAUAUGGAUGGAUAAAUAGAUGCAAAAGUGUAUUAUGUCUUUUGCUCUCUGUUAUGAGCUAAUGGACUCUGUCAUAAUAAUUUAUUAUCAAAUUUAAAAUAUUAUAAUUUUUAAUUUAUAAAAAUCUGGUGUGGAUAUAAUAUUUUAUAAGUCACGCGGAUAACCAAUAUCCUUUACCUUGUGUA
Messenger RNA from Carica papaya (papaya), 1450 nucleotides. Its product is annotated as Zinc-binding alcohol dehydrogenase family protein. Gene Ontology annotation, cellular component: cytosol. The record is from RefSeq and is a predicted model, not a curated record. Gene Ontology annotation, biological process: formaldehyde catabolic process. Gene Ontology annotation, molecular function: alcohol dehydrogenase (NAD+) activity; S-(hydroxymethyl)glutathione dehydrogenase [NAD(P)+] activity; zinc ion binding. Lineage: Eukaryota; Viridiplantae; Streptophyta; Magnoliopsida; Brassicales; Caricaceae.